This is a messenger RNA of Parasteatoda tepidariorum (common house spider), 10497 nucleotides long. RefSeq names its product NFX1-type zinc finger-containing protein 1-like. Gene Ontology annotation, biological process: regulatory ncRNA-mediated heterochromatin formation. Gene Ontology annotation, cellular component: nuclear RNA-directed RNA polymerase complex. NCBI's taxonomy places the organism in Eukaryota, Metazoa, Arthropoda, Arachnida, Araneae, Theridiidae. The record is from RefSeq and is a predicted model, not a curated record. Gene Ontology annotation, molecular function: helicase activity.
UUUUAUAAAAUUAGUAGUAUUUUAUUUUAACUUUUAAACUGAGUGGAUGUUUUUUUUUCUCUGUCAGCUACCAUUUUUAAAGGGUCGCAGUUCCAUAAGAUAUCAGAUGUAAUGAUGUUUUAAUACCUGUGUCAUUGAUAUAACACGGCACAUUAGAAUGUGUAAUUUCUCGUAGCUAAAUGCUAAUAAUGAAAUUGUGUUACCGUUUUUUACCUAUUAGGAGAACGAAACAGUCCAGUAAAUUUGAGGUUUGGCCGGCUCGUCAGGGAUUUAUUUUGAAUAAAUCUAAAGUUAUGUGGAAAAUAUUUCACUAUUUGUCUAUUUCCAACACAAAUAAUGCAUAAUUACUACAUCACAAAAAUGAUAAUAUAUGUUUGGUUAAGUUUUGUAACUAAUCCAUUGAAAAAUUAAAAAUUCCAUCAUGCUUUAUAACAAAAAAUUUUCAUAAAUCAUGGUUCUGGCAUUAAUCUUGGAUUCUUUAAAAAACGAAGGAAAAAAAAUUAUGAAUCAAUAAAUAGUAGUUUAGAAUCAUUCAAUAAAUGACGCUUUACAUACAGUUUUAAAAAUUGAAAGAAAAAAAAGCAAUUUCUUUCAUUUCGGUGUUUUUUUCCCCUUAAAAAAACUUGUAAACAGUGUUUAAACUGAACAUGGGAAAAAUAUGGAAACUUGGAAGUGAGUUUUAUUCUUUUGAAAACCAUACAAACAUGCCUUUUUUAUUUUAUUAAAAAGCAAUUAUGAUUUAACAACUCAAAUAUUUUACGCUUGUUUUAAUUGUUAAUGCCUUGAGCAUGGUUUCGAGAUAAAAAGUUAAAUAUGGAUUAGAGAAGUAAUUAUGAACUAUUCUUAUGCAGAAAAAUUAAUAAUGUUUCGUUUUGCGUGAUGCAAAUUCUAAAAUAAAUUUAAUACAACUUAAUUUUUGUACAUAAAAAUAUAUUUUUAGUAGAAUUUUUCUUCCUACUUUAAAGCCAGUUUUUAAAUUUCAAAAUAUGAUAUAAUGAACAGACAUGUAGUUUUUCGAAUGAUACUUGGACAAGACAAACUCGCUAGCUAUUGACCGUUUGAAAGAGAGCACCGCAAGGAUGAAAGUACGAACCUCACGGGUAGAGAUUGCACUCUCACUCAUUUGUAAGGUCAUUUCCUCAAUUUAGACAUGAAUAAGAAGGGGAAGGAAUAUUUCUUCUGAUCUCUGUACCCAUGGUACUGGUCAGUGACCGACCACAGGACUUUCGAUAUCAUAGAUUUUUCGAGUGUAAAUAGCAUGUAUUCGGUAGGUCAUAACUGGAUCGAACUCGGGCCUCUCCGGAUCUGAGUUUUCUACGGCUCGAGCAGAAAAGUGAAUUUAAGAAGAAUUAUUUCGUAAGUAAAUUAAAAAGGAGAAACCGAUUUAUUUUCAUAAUAUUUCCUUUUUUCUAUUUAUUAAAUUUUUUUUUUAUGAAUCUCAAAAUGUGAAUUUGCAUCUGCGAUCUUUUCAAAAGGUGAAUGAAUGAAGCAAACAGUUCUUUUUUUUAAAAUUCAAAUUUGUACCAAUGGAUUUUUAAUAUCAAAUUCAAUUAUUUACAGAAAACGAUUUUAAACUAUCUUGUUUCAAACACUAAUUGCAAACGAUAUUUUUAAAUUGAUUAAAAAGCAGAUGAUUCGUUUUGCGAUGAAUAUUCAAGUUAAAUUUAAUAGUAAUAUUCAGUUCAAAUUGGUUUUUGAUUCAGAAACGUACGUGUCAUUUGCUUUAGUUCCGAGCGUUGUUUUGUGCUCUACUAGGCUUAUAUAUAUUUUAAAUGAAACAUAAUUAAACUAUAAUAUCCAGUUUUUUACAUUUAAGUAUCGUUAAAAAUAUUAAUGACUAUUAUAACUGAAUUUGAAUAAUCAAAUUUCACGAGUGUCAUUUGCUCCUGAAGAAAGAACUUGUUUUCAAAAGAGAACUUCUUUUGAAAGAACUUUUUAUUUUUGCGCUGGCAACCAUCUUGUGUGCUGUCAUAAGUUUGAAAACGUAAACGUACAUGUCAAGGAAUUUCUGAAUGAAAAUUAUUUUCUCUCGUGGACAAAAAUGGAAACAAACUAAGCUAUAACUUGGAAAAUUGAAAGGGAUUUUUAAGAGUUGUGUAAUAUGGAAGAUGUGUAUGAAACAGCAACUGAAUCUUCUAGCAAUAUCAUCACAAAAGGAAAUUUAGUAGCUGAAAAACGAUAUUUUUCAGCAAGAAAAAAUCCUGAAACAGUUCAGAGAUCUAAGUCUAAGCCUGUAUCAAAUCGAUUGAUCAAGCCUUCAUCUUUUCCUAUCAAUACUCUUCUGCCGAAGUCUAUCAGUAAGCCUUCGUCAAGACCCGUCAAUACACUUCUGCCUAAGUUUAUCAGUAUGCCUCUGUCAGGUCGUAUUACUGCGCAUAGGUCAAAACCUCUGAAUGAACCUCCACCAUUACCAAAUGGAAAUUACCAAACUUCAAGAAAUGAGUCAAAAGAAUUAAGUUAUAUUAAAAACCUUGUCGACAAAAGCUGUGAUGAAAUCUUGUUAACUGUUCAUAAAGAUGAAAAUAGGUUUCUAUCUCUCUUAAAUGAAAAUGUUGAUCGCGAUGUUCUAGCCUUGAUGCUGAUUACUUUGGAAAAAGCUGUAGCUCCUCGGUUACCCAAGCAUGUUAACAUAGUCAUAAAUAAUGUGACGAGUUCUGGGAAUUUCUUUCAUGUAGUUACCAAGUACCUCGCAUCGUUUCAGAGAAGUCGUCCUCAAAAUAUUCACUGUGAUUCGCUGGUCAGCCUUGUGAAUUUCCUGACCAAAUUUCAAACCUGUUUACCAUCCUCUGCUUCAGAUUCAUUGACAGUCCUAUUUCCGUUAUUAAAGAAAACAUGCGAACUGUACCUAAGAGAAAGUAAGGAUUCCGAAAUAUUUCAAAAGUUGCAAGAAAUCGAUGUUAGAAAUAAUGCAUUUUUGAAAAAUUUCACUCCAUUUGAAGCCAAAAAAAUUUCCUUCAAAGAACAAUUGCAGCUGGAAGAACCUCCGGAAAAUUUCCGUUCUAUUCCUAUUCUGCCGUGUGCGGAAGAUUUUCGUUGUACUUCUGCAUUCAUUCGUCCUAAUGUUGUUAGUGGACAGUAUCAAGACACUGAACAUUAUUUAGAUGUGCAAUUUCGAUUGUUGCGCGAAGAUUAUGUCAAAUCACUUCGGGAUGGUGUUGCAGAAUAUAAAGAGUUGAAAAAAGCUGGCAAAUCAGUAAAAAAAUGCAACAACGUGCGUGUUUAUGAGAAUGUUUAUUUGACAUCACAACAAAUGGUUUCAAUUGGUCUUGUCUACAUUGCUGUUUUCCAAGUUAAAGAUUUUUCUCAUGUCAAAUGGGAAUCUAGCAAACGAUUUUUGUUUGGAUCGUUGCUUUGUAUAUCAGACGAUGACUUUAAAACCAUGCUUUUUGCCAUCGUGGCUGAGCGGAAGACAGAAGAAUUGAAACAGGGAAAGUUAAUGGUAAAAUUCGAAAACCUGUCGGAAGAAGUUUUAGAUAUAAAUCCUGAUCGAAAGUUUGUAGUUCUUGAAACUACAGCAUUUUUCGAAGCUUACCGUCAUAAUCUGAAAGCAUUGUCGGAGUUAGAUGAUGAAAAGAUGCCAAUGAAACGGUAUAUUGUUGAUGUUGAGACUUGUGUGCAUCAUCCUUGUUACUUGAAAGAUGACACUACUUAUGAUAUGCGACCAUUGUUGAUACCUCUAGAUAAAAAAUAUGUGAAAAAAUCGAAUCAUUAUAUUGAGUAUACUUAUCCUUCAGAUAUCGAUAACAGAGCGAAAACCACAUCUGUACUCAAUUAUAAUAGUUGGCCAACUGCGAGUGAAAUGGAUCUCGAUCCCUCUCAGUACGAUGCUUUGAAAACAGCCGUUACAAAGGAAUUUGCAAUCAUUCAAGGUCCACCAGGUACUGGGAAAACUUAUAUUGGAUUGAGAAUCGUACAAUUAUUGCUCUACAAUAAGAAAAUUUGGAAAUCUGACAACCUUCAUUCUCCUAUAUUGAUAGUAUGUUUUUCAAAUCAUGCUCUUGAUCAGUUUUUAGAAGGUUUAACAGUUUUUACCGAAAAUAUUGUUCGCAUUGGAGAUAGAGGAAAAAAUGAAAAUCUAGAAAAAUUUAAACUCAGUAAUUUGCGAAGAAAAUUAGAGGAUGAAAAAAAUGUUCCAACGCACAUAUUUCAUAACAUAAGUAUGAAAUUAGCCAUGUUAAAUAAUAUUAGAGAGGAAAUAGAGACCACAAAUAAACUCAUUAAAGCAUCGCAAAAUAGAGUUUUAAAUGCGUCAGAGCUAGAAAGCUGCAUACCCACAGCACAUUUCCUUUCGUUUAGAGAAGAAAGGUAUGAAGCAGCAUAUAACUCCAUCUAUAAUUGGCUAGGGAUCUGUGUCGGUGAAAUUGACGAUUUCGUCUUUCGCAUCAGUGUAAAGUCUCUUUCAAAAAGCGAUCUUUUAGUAGAUGCAAGUGGAAAAAGGAUUGUGAAUGUGGGGCAAAGAAAUGAGCAAAACAGAUAUCAGAAAUUGAAGGAUUCUGUAUGUUUUGCUGGUGAAAUCUCAAAACACAUAUCAUGUGUUUUAAAUUAUACGUUUUCCUUGAAUUCUUCAGAAGUGAGAAAUAUUCGAAAUGUAUGGGAAAUUAACAUUCAGUUCAGAUGGAGACUUUAUAAAUACUGGGUACAAUGCUUGGUUAUGAAAACAAAAGGUAAAUAUUUAGAAAUGAAAGAAGAAUUACGAUAUAUCUCUAACUAUAAUGAACGACGGGAGUUAUCGGAACAAAUGAGUGAGCUAAAGCAAUCAAUAGAUUAUGCUUUGUCUUCAGUACUAAAUGAAUAUGAUUUAAAGGGGUACAUUAACAGUAUGCACUUCAAAUCAUUGCGUAGAUAUUCUCCAAGAGGUCAAGUGCGUAGAUAUUAUCCGACAGAUCAAGUCUUCAUGUACUAUUGGUUAGAGUUAAAAGUGAAAGACGGAAAUAAUAUUAAAGAUCGUAUUGAAAUUAUUCAAAAUCUUCAUUCUACGUUUAGGCUCUUAAGAGACAAUUGCAAAGAAACUGCUUACGUUGCCGAUCAGAAUAAUAUAAAUGAUUUUGCAGACGUCGAAUACCUGGAAGCGCAGCGAGAUUUUGACUCGGAUGAUAUUGCAGGAGCUUCAUACGAUGUUGCAUUGGACAUUACACUAGACAACUGUGAUUCCAUUGAUUUUCUUGAUGGCUGGCAGGUUCAAGGAGGCCAAAGUGCAGUGAGUAAGUUAUUCAGGGAAAAAUUGUGUAAUUCAGCUGUAAUGUCAAACUAUGAGUUUAAAAAUGUCACUAAUGUCUGGAAAUUAACCAUAGAAGACAGGUGGAAACUCUACAAAUAUUGGGUGCAAAUGUUUAUUGAGCUUAAAAAGCGGAAAAAGUACAAUCUUCUUCAAAAUCUCCGCGAAAAACACGUCGAACUUUGCGAGUUACGCUCUUUGAAAGAUGUUUACGUUGCUAGUAAGGCUGACGUUAUUGGUAUGACCACAACUGGUGCUGCUAAGUACCGAUACAUUAUUGAGUCCUUGAAACCAUCAAUAGUUGUCGUAGAAGAAGCUGCAGAAGUACUAGAAUGUCACGUGGUAACCUCUUUGAGUCCUGAGACAAAACACGUCAUUUUAAUUGGAGAUCAUUUGCAGUUGAGGCCCAAUCCUAAUAUUCAUAUGUUAUCCGUGAAAUACGAUUUGAAUGUUUCUCUUUUUGAAAGACUGGUCAAGAAUGGUUUGGAAUUUGUCCAAUUGCUCAUUCAGCACAGAAUGAGACCUGAAAUAGCAGGAUUAUUAGUUCCACACUUCUACAAAACUUUAGAAAAUCAUGCAUCCGUUAGUUUGUAUGAGGAUGUGAGAGGAGUGAAUAAAAAUGUUUUUUUUGUUUCGCAUAGUUUUGAUGAACUUCAAGAUGGCGAUAAUCAAAGUAAAUCCAAUCAGCAUGAAGCGAAAUAUUUGAUUUCUCUAUGUGAGUAUUUAAUUAAGCAGAAUUACGAACCUUCUCAAAUCACUAUACUGACUACGUACUCCGGGCAGUUAUUGGAACUGAAACGAUUGUCGCGAGGUAAACUGAAAGACGUACGGAUAACGGUAGUCGAUAAUUAUCAAGGAGAAGAAAAUGAAAUAAUUUUACUUUCUUUGGUGCGUAGUAAUGAUGAAGGAGAAAUUGGAUUUCUAAAAAUUUCAAAUCGUGUUUGUGUUGCAUUAUCUCGAGCAAGAAAAGGGCUGUAUUGCAUUGGAAACUUUAAUUUAUUAGCACAAAACAGUAAACUUUGGAGAAACGUCAUCUCAUAUUUGAAGGAUCGUGAUUUAUUUGGAUCAGCAGUUCAGCUGAGAUGUCAAAACCACCCUGAAAUUAGUAAUUAUGUUAAAAGCUGUGAAGAUUUUGAUUUAGUUCCAGAUGGAGGCUGUAAAAUUAAAUGUGAAUAUCGUUUGCCAUGUGGCCACACUUGUCCAUUAAUGUGCCACCCUUACGAUAGAGAGCACGAAAAUAUCUGCUGCGAAAAACCUUGCACUAGAAUAUGUGAAAAUGGGCAUGCUUGCCAAAGAAAGUGUUUCGAGGAAUGUCUUUGCCCUGUUUUACUGAAUAAAAGGCUUCUUUGUGAACAUGAAAUUGUCGUACAAUGUUGUAUCAAAAUUGAAGAUAUCGUGUGCGAAGAACCUUGUGAAAGAUUAUUGGAAUGCGAUCAUAAAUGUUUAAACCAAUGUGCUGAAGAUUGUACAAAAGAAUGCCCUGAAAGUAUUACAAUUACUUCGUCAUUCUGUGGACACGAAAUGGAAAUUCAAUGCUUUCAGAAAUAUGAUGAAGAUUUUCUGAGAACGAACUGCCAGACUCCUUGUGAGGCAUCACUACCUUGUGGCCAUAUCUGUAGUGGAUUAUGCAGAAGCUGCAAAAACUUUACGUCACACAUUCCUUGUCGCAGUGAUUGCCAGAAAGUUCUACCAUGUGGCCAUGAAUGCAAAUCACUUUGUUUUGAAAGGUGCGCGCUCUGCUCAGUUCUAGUUCUUAAAAGGAGUAAAUUAUGUGAUCACGAGAGAGAAAUAGAAUGUCAUCUCAAAAUUGAAGAUAUUCCCUGCGACGUUGAAUGCGAAAAAAUUUUACUAUGUGGUCACAAGACUCGUGAAGAAUGUUCUGUUACAGUUGAGGAAAUAACAUGCAACGAGCCUUGUGAAAAGCUUUUACCAUGCGGGCAUAGUAAAUGUCAGAAAAAAUGCGGUGAGAGUUGUGUAUCGAGAUGUAAAAAAACUAUUUUAAUAGUAUCCCCUUUUUGUGGGCAUCGUAUGGAAGUCGUGUGUUUUCUUUCAAAUGAUGGCAAUUAUCUUACAGACCGUUGUUCUGCACCUUGUAAUGCCGAAUUAAAAUGUGGACAUGCUUGUACAGGUACUUGUAGCACUUGCCAUCAAGGAAGAUUUCAUAUUGCAUGUAACCAAAAGUGUAAACGAAUUUUAAUUUGUGGUCAUAAUUGUGAAUCUAUAUGUUCUAAGGCAUGUCCACCGUGUAAAAAACCUUGUGAGAACGUGUGCUCUCAUAGAAAGUGCUUAAAAAUGUGCAGAGAACCUUGUGAUCCAUGUACUGAACCAUGUGCAUGGGUUUGCCCUCACAAAAAAUGCUCGAGAUUGUGCAGUGACCUGUGUGAUCGUGGCCCCUGCAAUGAGCCUUGUUUAAAGCUAUUAAGCUGCCAACAUCCUUGUUUAGGGUUUUGUGGGGAAACUUGUCCUACAGUUUGCAACGCUUGCAAGAUCGGAGAAGAAUGUUUUAUUGCUGAUGGCAAAAAAUACAUAACCCUAGAAGACUGUGGUCAUUUGUUUGAAGUGGACGAGUUUUCAAAAUGGAUAAAUAAAGAAGCAAGCGAACUAUGCGCAUUGCAAGCAAUUUUAUGCCCACGAUGCAAAUUUGCCAUUAAAAGAAAUUAUCGAUUUGGAAAUUUGAUAAAAUCAAGAUUAGCUGACAUUGAAAAUGCCAAAACAUUGGUGUUUAAGGAAGAUCCUUCAUUACAUCGAAGAAAAAUACAAUCAUUAUUGCGAUCCACCAAUCCUAUUUCUGAUCCACACUUGACAAAAAUUGAUCGUGACAUAAAUAAAGUGGUUUCGUCGAAGAAACCCAGAACCAUUUCUGAAUUACAAACUAUGUUUAAUUUUUAUACUUUAAUGAAGGUAUUCGUAAAUGUGUCAGAGCUCGCACGUAGAAGAAACACUGAUAUGAGUAUUUCAAACAACUGUGACUUAAAUAAGUUGAAAACUUACAUUAAAACAACUUGCUUUUGGAUGGAGCCUAUUUUUCGCGAUGACUUCUUAACUGCAUCAGAACAACAGCUGUUUGAAUUAACAUGGGAACUUCGAAGGUUGAAACUUGCAGGUGAACUGCUGCGAUUUCUCCGAAUAUUUUCUAAAGGCGAAAGGAAAAAGAGUUGGAAUCUUCUCUUAGACUGCGUUAUGACUUAUUCUCCUUUUCGAGAUUUGAAAGCGAUACGUAGUAUUUUAGAUGAUAUAAAACAUGAUGAAAAGAGGUUACAUUCUGCUUUGGAAUCUGAAUUGGAUUUCAAAGAGCUUCCUGUUUAUGCCUUAAAUGGAUAUUCAGAUGGUAACUUUUUUAAGUGUUCAAAAAAUCAUGUGUGUCGUGCUUUGGAAAUAACUGAUUAUGAAAUGUAUGAAAGUGCUUGUCCUGAAUGCAUGCCCUUAGCCAAAGGAACGCUUAGCAAAAGACACUCUCUUAGCCUCCGAGAAGUGCCUUUUGCGUAUAGCCGUCCAUUCUCCAGAGUAUCCUCCGGAGCAAGAUUUUCAAGAAACAAAAGUUUAGGAUAUGAUACAGUUUUUAUUUAAAUCCUAGGGUUCUCUGCUCGCUUAUCUCAUCAAUUUUUGCAAUUACUAAAGUUAAUUUUCGAUACCGAUUAUAAACUGAUAGUUACAUCAUUUAUUAUAUUGAGAGAACUCAAAAUGUUUGAUUGUUUUAACACAAAUUUAGUAUCCAAUUUUAUUGGGAUAAAAAUGAAAUGUUAUCAUUUUGAUUCAUUAUCAUUGAAGCUUUAUCUACAAUUUUGUUUUAUUCAAUUGCUGUUUAAUUUUUUGUUACGAUAAAAACAUCUUAAGUGCUUUUUGUCAAAGCUAUUAAUUAUUGAUUAUUAUUAUUGCGAUUAAUUAAGAGAUUAUUUAUUGAUGAGGCUAACAGUUAAUACUUAAUAAUGUUUUAUUAUUUUCUGUUCUAUCUUUUAAGUUCUAAUUAAUGUUAAAAUUUCUAAUUUUAAUUAUUGUUUACUUAAGGUUGACAUUUAAUUUCUCAAUCAAUUCAAAUGGAAGUAAAAUUCUGUAGAUCAAUAAAAUAAAAAAAAUGUGUAUAUUACUUCAAGACGUUUUCCCAGAUUAUGGUAGCAUAUCUGUUUUUUUUCUCUCACUUAAAUAUGGCUUUUUGGCUAAUAUUUUAAAUAUAUUUAUUGAUGGCGGUAAUUACAAAAAACAGUGUAUAAUUUCGUAUUGGCCUAAUAUAUGAAAAGCUAUAGCUUUCAACAUAUGAAUGAAUGUAAUAUUCAACAUAUGAAUAAAUGUUAUUUGUAUUUAUGUGUGUACAAAUGUCAAUUGUAUUUAUGUAUGAAUAAAUAUUAAUUGUAUUUACGUAAGAAUGUUAAUUGUAUUUAUGUAUGAAUAAAUAUUCAAUGUGUCAAUAAAUGUUAAUUGUAUUCACGUAACAUAAAAUGUUAACUCUAUUCAUGUAUAUAUAAAUGUGCAGUGAAUGCAUAAUUGUUAAUUUUACAGAAAAAGUUUUAACAUCAGAUUGAAUCAGAUCACAUGAUCUGCUACAAUUGAAUUGCUGCUUGCAGAAAAUUUUUUAGUCCUGUUUACUACUACUUAUGGAGGAAGUUUUCUGCUUUUCCUAUUAAUGCUAUAAAUUAGAAAAACAAAUUAUGUUUAUGGAUUAGGUACCAGGUAAAUUCAGGCGUUUUGAUUUUCAUUUUGUCCAUUGUAAAUAUUAGAUAGAAUAUUUAAACUGGUGGUAUAUUGUUAAUUGAUAUAUAACUGGUGGUUUAUUGUUCUACGUAUGGAAGCAAAUGGUAUCUUAUAAAACAAUUAUAAAUCCUCUCGGAGCCAAAUCUAUUUACAUUCAAAAUUAUUCUGAAAUAUAGAACACAUAUUCAGCGAAAUAAUUAAAAAAAGAUAUCGAAAGCUCAUUUUUCAAUACCGUUACCUUCUUGCAACUUAUAAGUUAUUGACAACAGUUAAAAUGCGAAAAUUAACAUUGACAUUUUUUGUUUUGUGUAAAAAAAGUGAAGAACUUAUUAAGUAUUAAGAACGUAAGCCUAUUUUCUGCGUUAAAAAAAUGAAUUAAGAUCAAGAAAACUGAGUUAAAUUAAAUAUAUGUUGUUAGCCACUUUCAUUUGACUAAAUAUGUAUAAGGUAUGUUAAGUUUUCUAGAUUUGUUAAUCAGCAGCUACAACAGUUUAUCAGCAGCUUAGCAGCUACAAUAAAUAUUAAUAAUUGUCACUUCUCAGUUAUUCACUAUUUUGUUUUUAUUCGCUAAUGUGAAAGCAUUAUAUUUCUGAAAA